AUGACUACAGUAAACAACAGUUUGCAAAAAUUGGGAAGAAAACGGCCAGGAGCCUUUAUGAUUUACGAUAAAAUCAAAAAACUAAGAUUAGAACAUGACUAUAUAAAGAAGGCAGAGAACGUUAGGAGAGCAAACGAGAUUAACGAAUGGUAUAACAGAGAAAUUCAAAAACCGGGGAAUCGGAAGAAACUAAUGAUCGACCGAUAUUAUAAAUUUCAAAAAUUAGAAUUGGACAUACAGCAUUUCAGUGUGCCUCGUUCUGUUUGA
This is a messenger RNA of Nezara viridula (southern green stink bug), 267 nucleotides long. Lineage: Eukaryota; Metazoa; Arthropoda; Insecta; Hemiptera; Pentatomidae. The record is from the annotation of a GenBank genome assembly.